CGGGGCAGGACAGUCGAAGAGUAGCGAUCGAGCAAGGGAGGUACCGUCGCACGAACAGUGGGGGACACAACAACAUUAUCACUUGUUUUGUUUUCUCAUUUAGUUUUAUUAUUAUAUAUUAUAUUUUUAUAUUGUCUCAGCUGAGCCCCCUAAUCCGCUCUAUUAGACGCUGCCUCUUGGACAGUUUUAUUUUUUUUUUGACAUUUUGUUUACAUUCUCGAAUUUUAUGUUGGUUUUUUUAUAAGACAUUGCAUCCUGUAUAUAAAACAAUAUUGAGUAUACGGAUUGGUUGUAUAAGUAUUUUUUACAACUAUUGUUUUGCUGUAGACUCUACUAGUGAAUGUGUGUGAUUUGUGUAAUCAACGAAAAGAAGGCAAGGAUUCAUCACUCAAAUGAGAUGCCAGAAGGUUGGAGGUACAGGAGUGGAUGGAAGCAUGUGAUGGUUGAGGUGCUCACGAAAUGCCCUCUCCCGUCGGGUCGCUAGACGAAGGGGACGCUAUAAGGAUGAGUCCCGAAGAGGAAAGCACGCCGACGGCCGGGGUUAUUGCCGGCGUUUCUGAAAACGAACCUAGAAUGUCCUCCCCACCUUCAGGUAGCAAGUUCUGCGAAGAUAAGGACAAAUAUGAUGACUCGUGGGGAACGAGUGACGUUGAGAAAUUUGACGGAAAGAUAGUCUACAACCCGGAUGGGUCAGCUUAUAUCAUCGAAGACAGCGAGUUGAGCGAGGAAGACCCAGAACUUCCCCAGCUCAUUGGAGACGGCUGCAUAGUUGAUGGUCGAGGGGUCGACACCCAAUAUCAGGUUUUCCCUCAGAUCGCAAAUGCUUUUUAUGUCUCGAGAAAUACUUCAAUUCUCGCCUCUCUUUAUGGUGACUACAAACUGAAAGAAAAAGCUCCGGAAGUCCCUAUUAUGCAUUCCUAUAGGGUGUUCACCGUAAGAGAUAAAAGUGCCGAAGAUCGUAGCCAAACGACCCAACAAAACAAUACUGGGAAAGACUGUUCUUCCGUUCCAGUAAAACCUAUCCUCAUGUGCUUUAUAUGCAAGCUCUCUUUUGGAUAUUCAAAGUCUUUCGUUGCCCAUGCUAUGGGAGAUCAUAACUUGGUUUUACAAGAAGAUGAGAAGGAUAUUCUAGGUCACAAAAACGCUUCGGCGAUUAUACAAUGUGUUGGGAAGGAGAAAGAACCCUUGGUUUCCUUCCUGGAACCUGUGAGCCCAGUUGUGAGGCCGGUGAGUGAGUUGAAGAGGGUGAGUGAAACGGACGAUAAAGCUGAGGAUCUUGCGCCGUCUAGAGUUUCGCCGCAGGACCUGCAUAAAAUUGUUCCUGAGACUAUACCGGUCUCCCUACCUCAAAACGGUAGUUCUAGUAUUAGUGUUAACAAUAGGCUUAUCAACUGUGGAAUAGACUUGACGAGGAAAAGCCCAGCUAACGAAAUGUCACCUGGUGCCAGCCCGUCACCUGUAUCAAACCUCAGCCCUUUACUCAAUAUGUAUCCUCAACACCCGCCCAACUUCCUCACCGGUACGACAAUAGGAGUCUGCCCGGACCACAUGGGUGGGAGGCCGUCCGGAGUAGAGUGCGCCAAGUGUGAGCUUAUUCUUACUUCAUCCCGAUUAGGCGUCGGUGGACCUUUAGCCGGUAUGCAUUCUCGGAACUCUUGUAAAACACUGAAGUGUCCGAAAUGCAACUGGCAUUAUAAAUACCAAGAAACACUCGAAAUACACAUGAAAGAGAAACAUCCUGAAACUGAAACAUCUUGUAUAUAUUGUAUAGCUGGUCAGCCCCACCCACGGUUGGCUAGAGGAGAGACGUACACGUGUGGCUAUAAACCAUACCGUUGUGAAGUUUGUAAUUAUUCGACUACAACCAAAGGGAAUCUUAGUAUCCACAUGCAAUCUGACAAACAUCUCAAUAACAUGCAGGAGCUGCAGAACGGUGGAGUGCAAUCUGAGAUGCAACAGCCCACUCCCCCACCACAAAACAAACCAGGUGGCAUGCCAAGUCCAGCACACCACUCUCCUAUCAGUGCUCAAAGCCAAAAACCUAAACCCACGUUCAGGUGUGAUGUUUGCAAUUAUGAAACUAAUGUUGCUCGAAAUUUGAGAAUACAUAUGACAUCUGAAAAGCAUACACAUAAUAUGAUGGUGUUACAACAAAAUGUAAAGCAUAUGCAAACCUUAGCUCUUCAGCAAUCACACCACCAACAACUGAACUUUGAGUCUCUUCUUCAUUUCCAUCCUGGAUUGACAUUGCCUGGGGAAAAGCCUCCUCCCCAUACGGAGGCGGCUCUUGCGGACAUGGCAUACAAUCAAGCUCUUCUAAUUCAAAUGAUGACGGGAGGUCAACUCCCGCCUCAUAUACCUCCUGAAUUAGCACCACACAUGGAUAUGGGACUCAACCCAGAAACAAUGGAACCUCCGCCAGAGCCUGCUGACCCCAACCCUGAACAUAUGUUCCAAUGUUGUGUCUGCAAUGUCUUCGGUACUGAUUCAUUGGAGGCAUUAUCUCACCAUCUUGCCCAGGACAGGACUAAGAUCAGAGAGCAGGAAAUACUGGCUCUUGUCGCCGGGCAUUAUGUCUGUAAGUUGUGUACCUACAAGACUAACCUGAAGGCCAAUUUUCAGCUCCACUGCAAGACGGACAAACAUCUCCAGAGGCUUCAACAUGUUAACCAUGUGAAAGAAGGAGGUCCCAGGAAUGAAUGGAAGCUGAAAUAUGUUUCUUCACCUGGUGGUGUCCAGGUUCGAUGUCACGCCUGUGAUUACUAUACUAACAGCGCUCACAAACUGCAAUUGCACGCUGCAGGUCAAAGGCACGAAGCGGCUCAGUUGUUAUUCAGGCACCUAAGAGAAUCUGAUAACGAACCCGGGAUGAAGAUGUAUCACUGCGCUCUUUGUGGUUUCUCUGCGAGGGCGAAGCUGCCGCUGCUCCAGCACGUAAGGUCCAUGAAGCAUCUUCAGAUGGAGCAACUCCACCAGCUCCAGCGGCGGUCCGAGGGCAAAGAGCUUCAGACUGACAUCGGUGAAGUGUUCCAGGUCAUACCUCAGCAGCAUGAACAAGAUCAAGAAACUAGCAAGGAGAGUAGACCUGAACGUAAAGAAACACUGAUGAACCACGAAGAAUCGGAAGACCGACCCGGUGAACACGCUUGUCCAUUUUGCAAUUACACCAGCAAUUCCGAGAUGAGAAUACAAGCCCAUGUACUUGCCCAGCAUCCCCAACAGGAGCAGCAUCAUAACAAAGAGCAGCCCUCGAGAGAUUUCCUCUGUCCCCUCUGCCAGGACGGCUUUAAAGACAAACCUUCUCUUGAGAAGCAUGUGAUGCAGAUACAUAGCGUAAAUUCUGAGGGCCUUCAGAGGUUGCUGAUGUUAGUUGAUCAGUCACAUUGGCUCAAUCAGAGCAGGUCGACACCCGGACAGAGCAACAGUCCGUCAUCAUCAUCGGAGAGAGAAAAGGAGUCUAAAGAGGAAGAAAAAGAGGAGAGCAUGGAAGACCAAAGUGAAGAUGAAAAUAAAUGUCAAGCCUGCAGUAGAACAUUUAAGAAUAUUGACGAAUUAUGUAGCCACCAAAACGAGACAGGACAUCUUGAGUUGAAACAAACCCCGAGUGGCCCUGGUUAUCUGUGCUGGAAGAAAGGAUGCAAUCAGUACUUUCAGACAGCCCAUGCGUUGCAAAUGCAUUUUAGAGAAAUUCACGCACGCGGUGGUAAUCAAAAUAUGGCCGUAUCUGAAAAACAUGUCUAUAAAUAUAGAUGUAAUCAAUGUAGUCUGGCUUUUAAAACUAUGGAAAAAUUACAACUCCAUUCACAGUAUCAUUUGAUCAGAGAUGCUACUAAAUGCGUAUUGUGUGGUAGAAGUUUUAGGUCCAUACUAGCUCUGCACAAACAUGUCGAAACAGCUCAUUCAGAUUUGUCUGAAGAUGAAAUGGCUGCUUAUAAACAGAGUCUUAUGAAUAAUCCUUUAUUAUUAGCUGGUAUCAGUGGCCAGAUUCUCGACCCGUCUACAAACGAACUUCUCAAGAGAGAAAGCAUGAAAGUAGAUGGAGAAGAAAUGGAAACCGACGAGAAUAAAGAACAUGAUGAACAAUUGCCACCAGAAGGUGAAAAUAGUGAUGAUUCUAUAAUAUACAAAGAGCAACAGUUUUUGGAGGAUUAUCUCAAUAGCCAGGCUAUUGCUGAAGAUAGCUAUAAUGAUCCUUCACGUAAAUACAAGUGCCACAGGUGCAAAGUAGCUUUUACUAGGCAGAGCUAUCUCACUAGUCACAACAAAACUCUCUUACACCGUAAAGGAGAAAAGCUUUCUUAUCCAAUGGAAAAAUAUUUAGAUCCAAAUAGACCAUAUAAAUGUGAUGUCUGUAAAGAAUCUUUUACUCAAAAGAAUAUCCUUCUUGUUCAUUACAAUUCUGUCAGUCAUUUGCACAAAUUGAAAAGAGCAAUGCAGGAGCAACAGCAAUUGCAGCAGAACAAUAACAACAAUAAUCCAGUGUCUCCGCAUGCAACGGCCGCCGCCGCCGCUGCAAUUGCUGCUUCAUUAGGUGUUCCUCCAGGAAUGGGUCAGAAACAAUCACAAGAUGAAGAUGAUAAGAAACCGUACAAGUGCAAUAUUUGUAAAGUAGCCUACAGCCAAGGGUCCACCCUGGAUAUCCAUAUGCGGUCUGUAUUACAUCAAACCAGAGCAUCUAAGCUUCAAGACCUAGCAAUUACUGGACAGAUUGAUUUGAGCAAACCAUUAAUUGAACAGCCUGAACCACAAAAGGCACAAGACCAACACAAGAAACUGAUUCAGGAUAUUUUGGGAAGUUCACCGAAGCAGGUCAUGUCUUCUCCACCCUCAUCAGGGAGCGGCUCCAUAUCCUCCCAGAUCCCUGGCUCUUCCCCGGGAUCCUCUAAUAUAGUUCCUCCAGCCGCUUCAACCCCUAACUCUAAUACAGUUCCUACUAGUUUAUCCAAUUCAACAUCGAAUUCUGUGAUACCUUCUCCUAAUUCUCAAGGAAUGUUAACAUGUGGACGUUGCAAUGCUUUAUUUGUGAACCAAGAACAACUUACAACUCAUCAGCAACUAUAUUGCCUAUUUAACAACCCUAUGUCUAUGUUUCCUCCAUUGCCGACACCCCCUUCAUCAUCGGCAAACCUUUCAUCACCUACACCUAGUAAGUCACCACCAGCAAUUCCUUUAACUCCAAUGACUCCAUCUAAUGAAGAUUCAUUUCCUAGGAUAUCAUUACCAACUAAAAAAUCAUCACAAAUGUACAAACAUUUAUUAGAGAGUUUUGGUUUUGACCUUGUUAUGCAAUUUAAUGAGAAUCAUCAAAGAAGACAAAGGAAAGAGCGAGAGGAAACUGAAAAAUUUCUUUCAGAAAUAUCAUCUACAACACAACCAUCUGAUGAAGCUCAAGAAAUGCCUCCUGAGCCUGAAAAGGUAGAAGUGAAAAUGGAAGAAGAGCUGGUAGAUUUACCAGAAGUUGCAAAAUCAACUUGUCAACACUGCAAUAAAGAAUUUUCAAGUGUGUGGGUCUUAAAAGCUCACUGCGAAGAGGUUCAUAAAGACUUAGUACCCUUGGAUUUUCUUGAAAAAUAUGCGCAACAAAUCAAAUGUGAAUAUGAAAAGAAAAUUCCUACUACUGCUGGAACACCUGCUGUCACUUCGACUACAGGUUCUCAGGAAAAUAACAACACUACCACACCUGAAAAGGAAGAGGAUAAUAAAGAAGCCAUUCAAGCAAAAAUAGGAUUGCAGCAGCAACAAACUCCUGAAGCUGCUACUGCACCUAGCACUCCAACUGCAUCUUCCACACCUGCUUCAUCAACUGAUUCUUUACCGGCAAACUUGAGUAAUUCAUUAGCUGCUGCAGUUGCAGGCAUGAGUGGGAAUGCAGCUAAUAUGGCACUUGCUCAGCAUAUGAAUGAAAUGCAAGCUGCACUUAAUGUUAUGGCUGCAUCACAAAUCCAACAGCAGUUGCAGCAGUUUAAUCCAAUGAUGAUGGGCAUGGCUGGGCUUGGUAUGGGACUUCCACUCGGACUCAACAUGCCAGCUUUAGCAGCAAUGAAUCUGCAACCACCUCUAGUUCCUAUGAUGAUGCCACCACCAACAUUUGAUUCUAUGGUUGGCCUCAGUCAAGGGCAAAAUCCACUAUUCAACCCCCAGGGCAUGGAUGCGACUGCAGCACAGCUGAUAGCAAAACAACAGCAGGCUUUAAUGCAACAACAACAGCAACAGGUGGUUAACGCAUCUCAACAAAAACGAGCAAGGACAAGAAUUACUGAUGAUCAAUUAAAGAUUUUAAGAGCUCAUUUUGACAUAAAUAAUUCUCCAUCAGAAGAGCAAAUCAAUGAAAUGGCUGGUCAGAGUGGACUACCUCCAAAAGUUAUCAAACAUUGGUUUAGAAAUACACUGUUUAAAGAAAGGCAAAGAAACAAAGAUUCACCCUACAAUUUCAAUAAUCCACCAUCCACUACUCUCAAUCUUGAAGAGUAUGAAAAGACUGGUGAAGCCAAAGUUACACCUUUAAAUGUUUCUAGUAAUAGCAGUGAAGAUCAGAACAGCUCUAAAGAAGCUCCGAAGACUCCUACUCCUACAAAACCAUCUCCCUCUCCAAUACCACCAUCACCUCAGAUGCCACAACCAUCCCAUACACCUCAGCAACAGCACCAGCAACAAUAUCAGCAAAACCAGUACACUCAGGACAUAAAGACUGAGCCUCGAGAUCAUGAUUUCCAGGAGCAGGAACAAGAGAAACAACACCAUCAGCAAUCACAAUACAAUCACAAUCCUCUUCAAAGCCCUAUGAGUCCGAAUGACCGCAUUAACUUAGUAACAUCUAGAAACAACUCUCCUGAAAAUUUAACUUUAACAUCUAUCAUUUCAUCUCAGCUGGGCCCUAAUAUGCCGCCAAACAUGACACCUAAUACUCCAAUGAGCAUUGCCUCAUCUCAUCCAAAUAUGUUACCUCCUAAACUAACACCUCCCAACUUCACAACUCCUAACCAUCAACUACAGAUGACUCCAACAAGUACAGAUUGCUAUUCACAUGCUCUCAUGGGCGGCGGUUCCGGCAAUUCAAGUAGCUCAUCUGGAAAAAGAGCAAAUCGAACAAGAUUCACAGAUUACCAAAUUAAAGUACUUCAAGAAUUUUUUGAGAACAAUGCUUAUCCCAAAGAUGACGAUUUGGAAUAUCUUUCGAAACUCUUGAGUCUCAGCCCUAGAGUCAUUGUAGUGUGGUUCCAAAAUGCCCGACAGAAAGCUAGAAAAGUGUAUGAAAAUCAACCUCCAGUUGAACUGUCUCCUGGGGUGGAUGAAACUGGAGCUGGAAGAUUUCAGCGCACCCCCGGUCUCAAUUAUCAAUGCAAAAAAUGUCUCUUAGUUUUCCAAAGGUAUUACGAACUCAUUAGACAUCAAAAGACUCAUUGUUUCAAAGAAGAAGAUGCCAAAAGAUCAGCACAAGCCCAGGCUGCUGCAGCUCAAAUUGCUGCGGUCUUGUCCUCAGAAGAUUCUAAUUCAAGUACAAUAAUUGAACAAAAUGCACAAGGGCAAAUGUGUAUACCUGGAUUACCUACAAGCAAUCCUUCUACUCCUGCAGCUUCAGUAACUCCGACUCCAUCACAGAACAUGUUCACUCCUUCACCUGCUCCUAGUUCCAAUGCCAAUCAAGAUGGAAAAGACAGUUUCCAGUGUGAUAAUUGUAACCUCGUUUUCCCAAGGUUUGACUUAUGGAGGGAACAUCAGCUGGUACAUUUCAUGAAUCCUAAUCUUUUCCCAUCAUAUCCCCCUGACAGUCCUUUUGGAAUCUUACAACAGCAUGCUCAGCUUCAGCAACAACAGCAGCAGCAGCAAAGUCAGCAGCAAAAAAUGAAUGAAAUGCCAAUGAAUCCAAACAAUCCUCAUCCUUUGAUCUCAAUGCUUGCAGCUAACAAGAGGAAAUUUGAUGAAUUUGACGAGUCUAAUGAAAAGGAAGGCGAACAACCCAAAGAUAAGAGAUUAAGAACGACUAUUCUUCCUGAACAGUUAGACUACCUGUAUCAAAAAUAUCAAAUCGAAAGUAACCCAUCUAGGAAAAUGUUGGAAAAUAUUGCUAGGGAAGUAGGACUUAAAAAAAGAGUUGUGCAAGUAUGGUUCCAAAAUACAAGAGCUCGAGAGAGGAAGGGUCAGUUUAGGGCCCAUUCUCAGGUGAUAAAUAAACGGUGUCCCUUUUGCCCAGCAUUAUUCAAGGUCAAAUCUGCUCUGGAAAGCCACCUCACUACCAAACACGCCGACCAAUGUUCUCGUGGGGAAAUCAAUAUCGACGCAUUACCCGAUGAAGAGACGCCUGACAAUCAGUACCAUCAAAUGUCAAACGAUAGUCAAAAGUCCUCCUCAAACUUUAACAGCAUGAUGGUACCUUUUUCACCUUUUAACAACGAGAUGGAAAAUUCUUUGAAAAAGUAUUACGAAGAAUCGAUGAAAAGGUGCUACGAAGCCAUCAACGGUGGUGGAGGUAAAGAAAUUGGAGAUAUGAGUGUUAAGAAAGAAGGAAAGGGACAAGGUGAAGGAGGAGAUUGUCCUCUCGACCUCAGUAAACCAGUCGACCUGAGCAGGCCGAUGAAGCUGUCCUUAGAGCACAUGAUGAUGGAACAAGGGCCACUCACAGAUCUCAGCGAAAGAAGUUUGUGCGAUGACGACAGCUUUUCAGAAUGCACAGACAACAUGGACGACGAGAGUAACCCUACCUCUCCCGCUUCCAAUCAGAGUCAGCAACCGAAAUCAAAAAGGUUCAGGACGCCUAUGUCGACAUUACAGGUCAAGUUAAUGAAGACUUUAUUUGCGGAUUACAAAACGCCAACAAUGGCGGAAUGUGAGAUGCUAGGCAGGGAGAUAGGUCUUCAAAAACGUGUAAUACAAGUUUGGUUCCAGAAUGCUAGGGCCAAAGAGAAAAAGUACAAAGCGGCUAUCCAGUCAAUGGGUGGUCAAACAGAUCUCGAACGACCUCCUGAAGAGUGUAAAUUUUGCCAGUUCAAAUAUUCCCAUAAGUACUCUGUCCAAGACCACAUUUUCACCAAAAAGCAUAUAGACAUGGUGAAAAGUUAUUUGGAGAGUUCGCUAGUUAAAGGGGAAGACGACUUUACGGUGCCUCCAGCCCCAGGGGUUUCGGGCGAGAACAACAACAAUAACACGCAGGCCCAAAUGGCACAAUUACAGAUGCUGCAGAUGGCUGGUCUGUCGCAGGCGCAAGCAAUGGCGAUGGCGGUCAAGAUCGAGGGCAAGGAACAACAGCAGCAGCAGCAGCAGCAGCAACAACAGCAGCAGCAGCAGCAGCAGCAACAACAACCUAGUCCCGAAGACAUGGCCCUACUUCAGCAGAUCUACGGCAUCAGCGGGAGCUACCCUCAGGGCUUCGUCCAUCCUGCCCUCCUCUCCGCCACCGGUAAUUAAAAAAGCGAAGAUGGAGGCCUCCCGUAAAAAAAAUAUAUUUAUAAAUAAAAUAAAAAAAAGAAAUUCUGUUUAUACGUGUACAAUAUAAUUUAUAUAGUUAGAUAAAAAGUUAAUUUUAUUUGUAUAUUUAUUUAGUAUUUAGUAAGAAACUCGCAAAUGCGCACAUGUUCCUAUUUUAAUGUUAUAUUAUUAUACAUAUAUAUAAAUAAAUAGAAUUAUAUAUAUAUAUUCGCAAAGUCCCUCAAUAAGAUGAAUAAAGCUCAUUUUAUAUAUAUUAUAAAUAUUGUUUAUAUACAGUUGUAGAAAAGAAACAAAUGAAGAUAUUUUUAUAUAAAUAUAUAUAUAUUAUAUAAGGCAAUGUUUUAGUUUUUGUUAAUUGCUUUGUUGUAUAAAUUGUAUCAAAGUCUCCGGAACACGUAGCUUUAAGUCCUCGCUACGAGCUUUAUUAUAUUGUUAAUUAAAUUUUUAUUAGCGGAAAAAAAAAAGAAUUUAUGUUGCGAAUAAACGAGCUUGUGACAUAUUAAUUGUGUUUUAUUUAUUUAUUUUUGUUUUCCACAUUCUUUU
Messenger RNA from Nezara viridula (southern green stink bug), 9966 nucleotides. Lineage: Eukaryota; Metazoa; Arthropoda; Insecta; Hemiptera; Pentatomidae. The record is from the annotation of a GenBank genome assembly.